AUGUCUUUUUCGAAGCUGUCAACCGAGUUAGACACCAAGAUCUUGGAAUACCUACACGAUGACCGCUCAUCUCUCUCCGCCAUGUCAAUGGUAUCUAAAUACUUCCGCCGCAUCACCGAGCCAAUCCUAUAUCGGGACCUCUGUUUCCCCCAGAUGACAACCAACCAAAUGAAGAAACUCCUUACGAUAGUCCUAUCGCGACCACAGCUUGCAAAGCACGUCCGCAGCCUCACAAUGGUACCCGAGAGAGAGAGUUCAUUCAACGGCACCGACUGCACUCCUUCAGAAGAGGAUAUGGAGGCAUGGAACCGCCUCCACGAAGCCAACCAUCCCGCCCUCCUCACGCUGUCCGAAAAGCUGGAAACCUUCAGCCUGAGCCCCCAAUUCGUCCAAGACUGGUUCUCCCCCAUCUUCAACUGCACGUUCUUGGACGAUCGCCCCUCUCUCCUCGACCCCUUCCUCGCUGUCUUCCUCAUCCUAGCCACCAACAUCGAAACCAUCAACUUAACCGCUACCGCGGGGGAAGUAUUACGAAGAUCCCGCGCGAUCUUCAGUGUCGCAUGGUCUCGCUAUCCCGUCGACGACACACAGCAGGAGCAGAAGCCCUUCAAGAAAUUAUCGGACCUGUGCAUCGCAAACGAAGGAGUCCGUAUUAAGGGAUUUGAACGAAUAUUUCGAGUAUGGAUCCCAAGCUGUGCAAAGCGUUUGCGGCUCUCGGGCUGGGAAAUUUACGCUAUUGACCUGUGGGAUGAGACAGUGUUACCGCUUCAGCAUCUGGAUUUGCGGAAUGCAACUGUUUCGCCUGCAGACCUGACUCGGUGUUUGGAAACCGGUCAACUCGCUAACCUCCGUCAUCUGAAUCUGGAUGGCAUACAGGGGCGGUUUGAUCCCGCAUUUGGACGACAAUUUGAUGGGAUUAUGUUGGGUAGGACGUUGGCGCUGCACACGCCGUCACUAGAGGUACUGGAGAUGCGAACGACUGAGCAUUCAGUGAUUGACCACUCCUUCGAUAUCGAGGGGCUUGUGGGACUGACGAAGUUGCAUACGCUGCGGAUUGAUAUCGAGUAUCUUGUGCUUAGGGGUGGGUCGGGGAACCAUGAUCCAAUUCAUCCGCAUCGGAUUCUUCCGGCAUCGCUGUGGCAUCUGGAGUUUACGCAGGUGCCAGUGCAAAAUAUCAAUGCUUACUGCUUGUAUGGGGAGAACGGCCUGUGGCCACCGUAUAGGGAGGGCGAGCAAGGUAGAGGUUCAGGUGCAUGGUCCAGCAUGAGCAUGGUCCAGCAUUUGUUGCCCUGGACCAGGACAGUUGCGUGGAGCCUGCUACCUUAUUGUAUCAAGUCAUUGCAAGACAAAGAGUAA
Molecule: messenger RNA, 1356 nt
Organism: Bipolaris maydis ATCC 48331
Lineage: Eukaryota; Fungi; Ascomycota; Dothideomycetes; Pleosporales; Pleosporaceae
Source: RefSeq, a predicted model, not a curated record